AUGUCCUGUUCACCAGCUAUGUCCCCAAAUAACAUGACCAUUGACAGUAUCAACGCCACUGCUUUUGCGUUGAUGUACGGAUAUCCUCUUACCCUGUACGCUCAGGUCCUGGUCCAACCGAACGUCGACACACUGUACUCUAAAGUUGCAGUUGAUCUUUCGCAUGCGGAUGUAGUACUGUCUCUCCCUGAUGUUCCUGCGAACAGAUAUUACGUCGUUCCUUUCUAUGACUUGUAUGGGAACAACUUUGCCAACCUCGGGACUAUGAUCAACAAUCCCCCGGGAGACUAUCUUAUCACGGUCGCGAGAGAUGACAAGCCAGGCCUUCUAAUGCUCGAUAAAGACAAUUAUGGAGGCUCCAAGUACAAGGGAAUCAUCAAAUCGCCCACUGAGUACGGAGGGAUCAUGCUUCGUAUCGUGCUCAGAAAACAACACAACCGACGUCGAUGA
Molecule: messenger RNA, 450 nt
Organism: Alternaria arborescens
Lineage: Eukaryota; Fungi; Ascomycota; Dothideomycetes; Pleosporales; Pleosporaceae
Exons: 3
Coding region: 1-450 (149 amino acids)
Source: RefSeq, a predicted model, not a curated record